Molecule: messenger RNA, 1870 nt
Organism: Dendronephthya gigantea
Lineage: Eukaryota; Metazoa; Cnidaria; Anthozoa; Malacalcyonacea; Nephtheidae
Product: meiosis 1 arrest protein-like
Exons: 15
Coding region: 174-1799 (541 amino acids)
Biological process (GO): male meiosis chromosome separation; spermatogenesis; meiosis I
Source: RefSeq, a predicted model, not a curated record
CUUUGCCGCAUUUACAGUACAAUUCAUGAUUAUUUUUAGAAUGCAGAAUCAUCUAGGAUUAAUACACACGGAACACUUUGGGAAAAGCAAACUAAGGACAAUAAAAUUCCUAUUGCGAGACCUGUACCUGACGGUGGAUAGGUUUGGAUCAUAAAAUAAAAUUUUGAACCAUUAUGAGAAAUAAUAAAGCACACGUUUUGAUACUGGAUAUAUCUCAGCCAUUCAACCACGAUGCAUUGGUAAAUGUUUAUCAAAGUCUUACAGAUUUCCUCUCUCUGGUCACUCACAUCAGUGGGCCAUUAAGAGUGCCUUUGUUGGGCCUUACUACGAUAGGACAAUAUGCUGAGACUAUUUUCCCUCUACAACCAACCAAAGGAAAUUUUUCUCGACUUUACAUGGUUACAACAGAAUUCAAAAGAUCAGCGAUGGACACCCCGAUGCCAGUAUUUGAUCCAGACUCUUUGAUUCAAGGAUUUAAAAAUAUUAUUUUGCAAUACCAAAGACAACAGCAGACGUUUAGGCAGGUGAAGAAUUCGUCAUGUCAACUAGAGAUAUCAAUACUAUCGUGUCAACCCAGCCAUUCUCUCAGCCUGCAAGUCAACAAAUUGUCUCAAACAUUAGAUUUAAACUGCUUAAAGAAGGUUCAAGUGCUCAAUCUAAGACUUCCUAAUAGUGCAAGUAUUCAGAGUGAACUUAACAGUUCAAUUUCACCACCAGGGGAUGGGUCAGAUCAUUCAAACGAGACGUUGUCUGACAUAGUCGAUAUUGCUAACAUCGAAAAUAACGUUCUUAGCCUGAUGAAUUAUUUUAAAACAUGGUUGAAAGAUUGUGGUACUGACAGUGAAGCUGUUCAUAUCAUUUUGCCUGCAAAUAUCAGCUCUUCACCAGAUCUAAUGGAAAAUAAUUUUGGCGCGCAUAGCAAUGAAAUGGUAUUGAAAUGUGACCUACAUGAAUCCUUGAUCGACCCUUUAAACCUUUUGUGCGGAGAAUAUUUUACCUUGAAAGGUGAUUACAAUUUCCUGAAGAGUUAUUCUGAAUCCAACAAAGCUGUAAAUAUGUCGCAAUCUGUGAAUAAAGUCUACAGACUAAGAGCAUUUUCUCUCGUGAAAAAAAGUGGUGUGUGCGAAUCUGUGCUUUACGGGAUGCCCAUGUUUGUUCGUCCAACGUGUUGCUGGAAGCUUGACUGGGAUGAAUUGGACUCAAAUCAACAAGAUUUUAACUCGUUAUGCAAAGUUUUAAAUGAAAAGGAAUUGUCUUUGAUCUUGAAAUCCGAAACUGACGACGCAAACAACGAGAUCUUUCCCCAAGCACACUAUCUUGUUAUGGCGUCUUCUAACUCCACUCUGCUAAUCAAGCCUGUUGUAAUGGAAGAGCUUAUGCUACCAUCAAAUUUCCCCUCACUUUCUGAGAAGACAUCUCAACAAUCUACUGAAGUCAUCGCAGGAUGUCUAGAUCUGUUACCUGUCCAGGAUGUGUACAACCCUUUCUUCAUGAAAUCAAAUCUUUUCAAGUUCUUUAUAUCAAAGACUCUCAAGAAUAAUCGAGGAUCUCGGGGUGGUAAAAGAAAAUUCCAAGCGCCACAGAGAAUCCAGGGUUUACAAAGUCGAUCAUCCAACUCUAUCAGCAGUGAAAAUCAAGGUGUUGGGCGCCAGACAAAUAAACGAGUCUCUUUCCAAUCACCACGAACCUCAAGCCACCUACAUACUGGUUCUCGAAACACGACGACGUCGACCCAGAAACGGGCUCGUACACUGUCUACCGUUGCAGUGUUGGAACCAAAUCCUAAAUAUCACGCGUGAUAUACAUCGUUAUAAUUUAUGAGAGUAGCAUUUGACGAUGUCAUGGGCGAUAACAUUCGAUAAUAAAAAUU